Messenger RNA from Epithele typhae, 1194 nucleotides. RefSeq lists its product as uncharacterized. The transcript is spliced from 8 exons. The record is from RefSeq and is a predicted model, not a curated record. Lineage: Eukaryota; Fungi; Basidiomycota; Agaricomycetes; Polyporales; Epitheliaceae. Bases 1 to 1194 code for a protein of 397 amino acids.
AUGGGUGGCUUUAGACGCAUCAUAGCGGCCGCAGUCGUCGCCCCCGUCGUCCGCGACUACGUCCACUCCCGCGCCUCGACGGACUCGGACGAUUCAGACGGAACCGUCAUCCCCUCUCGCUCCUCCCAGUUCAUCGCUCAACACCUCUUAAGCUCUCAAAGCCCGGACGAGAUGACGCGUAGGCCGCUCCUGCCCGUCUGGAGACUGAAACCGUGGCGAGGCAAGGGGCGACAAGAGACAGUUGGUUGGACCGUGUCCCGGAGGAGGUUGCGGUGGAUGGCGAUGGAUGCUUACAGCGCGGAAGAAGACGAGUGGGACUUGGCGGAACUGGGCUACUACAGCGGAUCGUACAAAAAGACACUUGCGCUCUAUUCCCUCGUCCCUUUGACUGCUGUCGUCGUGUUCACUUUGCCCCGCUCGCUCCCCUCUCCGUUCGCUGAGCUAUUGCUCUCUAUCUCCUUCUUCACGCUCUCGCAUACCCUCCGCGGGCCGCUCUACGCGCUCGCCUCCGCAAUCUGCCCGCGCCUCCUCGACACCGUCCUCUUCAACGCGCUGCACUCCCUUCUCGCGCUCUCCUCCGCCUCGCCUCAGCGCACCCCGCCGCCGACGUGGGACGACGGCGACGGUGUAUUCCGUGCGCUCUGGUGGCUCGCGCUGGGCUGGGCCGCCGCGGAAACCGCCGCGGCCGUCGCGCAGGGGUACGCGCAGCUCGGCGCGUACCGCAACGUGAUGGUCCCGCUCGAGCGCGUGCGCGCCAUCCUCGCGCAGUCGCGCACGCAGCCGCCGUGGGGCACGGGCACGGGCUCGGGCCUCGGCUCGAGCAGCGGCGAAGGGAGCAGGGAGGGGCCGGGAGCAGGAGGGCGUCGGGCCGGUGAGCGUGGAGAGGCGAUCCGGAUGGCGGUGGACCAGGACGUGGAGCAGCUCAUCAACCUGCAGGAGCGCGAGGAGCUCGAGGAGGUAUACGGGAUGCCUGUGAUUCGCGUAGAUUCGUUCCUGUUCUCGCUCGCCUCCACCCUCGUCCUCGCCUGGGCGUUCCUGCUCUCCCCGCUCGCGUACCCCGCGGACGCCGCGCCGCCCGCCGGCGCGUCCACGCACGCGCUCGCCAUCGGGGUGCACACGGCCGCGUACGUCGGGCUGCUUGUCGGCCUCGGCGGGUUCUUCGUGGGCCUCGGCCUCUGGGACGCGUUGACAUAG